UGAUGAGCAUUGUAUUAUUAUAUACCAACGCUGAAGUCGAUCAAGGCAAUAACACCAGCCAAGGGCGCUAAAAUAAUUUCUAAACUGAGAAGUUGCUGUAAGUGAGGAACGUGUGACGAAAAAGGCAAAAAAAACCAGUAAGAAAGAUUAAGUUUCACUUUUCCUGGUGAAAGCAGAGUGUGCUCUUUCUUUCGGAAGGUGCGGCGCUUAUAUUGCCACAGAGCACAAUAAAUACUCAGUGGGUCUUAAAAGUUGAGUGAAAAUGCGCCAAAAUGGCUGUCAAUAUGGAGAACUCAUUUGGAAACGGCGAGCAGUUCGAAUGACUAAAGGAGAAAAGAUUUUGAGGGUUAUUGUUUUUCUUUUUAAAUGGAAUAAUAGCAUUUGCGUUCAUUUCAAUGGAGAAGUUAUGUUUGCCAAGAAAUGAAAUGCGUAGUGGCACGAUGCUAUCCCUUGGCUUGAGCGGUGGGUCAACAUGUGGUCAGCGGCACACAAAAGCAGCUCAGGAGGCUUUCGUUACCUUUCCGAGUGCCUGGCUCGGAUCCUCCUCACCCCCUCUGCAGCCACGCUGGCCAGCUGGCUGCCUCUCAGGUGUCACUUUUCCUUGGCACGGUAGGAUGAGACGGUAACAUGUUUACCCUACGAGGAACUCUGCGGUUCCCAUAGCCAUGGUCCUCCACCCGGCCAUCCGGGCGGCCCGAGCGGGCGACCUGCACGCCCUGCGGGAGCUGGCAUCUUCCGGCCUUCUCUCAUCCGCCAUGGACGCUCAAGGCGCCGGAACCGUGCACCACGCCGCCCGCUGCGGCCGCCUGGAUUGCCUCCGCUACCUGGUGAGCGAACGCGGCCUGCCGCCCGACGCCCGGGCCGCCAACGGGGCCACGCCGGCCCACGAUGCGGCGGUCACGGGACACGUGAGGGAGCUGAGGUGGCUGCUGGACGAGGCGGGAUGCAGCGUGCAGGACCGGGAUGCCUCCGGCGCCACGGCACUGCACUUGGCCGCUCGCUUCGGUUGCGUGGAGGCGGUCCGCUGGCUGCUGUCCGUCGGAGACUCUGCGGUGGAGGAAGCGGAAACCGAGUGCGGUGCUGUGGCGGCUCACUACGCCGCCUUCAACGGCAAGCUCGGCUGCGUGGAGCUGCUUGUUGCCCACGCGCCACGGUGCGUGAACUGGCAGAUGUCCACGGGGGCCACGCCGCUCUACCUGGCCUGCCAGGAGGGACACGUGCACGUGGCCGAGUACCUGGUGGAGCGCUGCGGUGCCGACGUGCACGUGAGGGCUCACGACGGCAUGAGCUGCCUGCACGCCGCGGCACACGUGGGUCACAACCAUGUGGUGGCCUGGCUGUUGACCCACACCGACGUGGACCCAUCCUGCCAAGACCAGGACGGUGCCACCGCGCUGCAUUUUGCAGCGAGCAGGGGGCACUGUUGUGUCUUGGAGCGGCUGCUUUGCGCCGGGGCGAAGAUCCUGAAGGACUUGUGGGGCGGGACUCCGUUGCACGACGCAGCUGAGAACGGAGAGAUGGAGUGCUGCGAACGCCUGCUGGCCAGCCAGGCUGACCCCUCAGACAGAGACGUGGACGGGUUCACCCCUGCCCACCUGGCCCACUACAACGGACACCACCGGUGCGCCAGAUACCUGCGAGCCCAGGAGAACAUUGCCGCCAUCCCAUCAGACGACAAGAAGAAGGCCGUGAACAUCAUGGACACCUUAAAGCAAUCUGAGAACGAGGAGACUGUGGCGGCUAGGUACCCUCAACCUUCCAAGAGCCUCAUCCCGCACAUCGAGAAAGUCCAAACCGCCACUUCUGUGAUUAAAAGUUUACAUCAGCCAAAGAGGCCGUCGCCCGACGCCAACAACCUCCUCGCCGACAGGAAGCUCCUCGGGGACAUGAAGCCCAUCGCCUCGCUCAAGCAGUCCUCACUUUCGGAUGUCUUCACCGGACAAGCCAGUAAGAUUGUGGUGCUGCCCAGCGAGGAGGCCAACCUGGCGGACAUGGACUACCUGGUGCCCAGCCACGACGAGAAGGGCCGGCCCAUCGCCGAGUGGAAGCGGCAGGUGAUGGUGAGGCAGCUGCAGGCCCGAUUGCUCGACGAGGAGGACCAGAGGUGGAGGGAGAACGGCCAGAUCUUGUCCAAAGUCAACUGGCGCUACUCGCAGGCCCACAACGCCAUCCUGGGCCCGUCGGGCGAGCUCCUGACUGAGCACGACCUGGUCUACCUGGAGGAGCAGAUCGCCAGCGUGACACUGCGCCGCCACGCCGGCGAGGGCUACGAGCCGGAGCUGGCGCGGCUGGCCGACGAGCUGCGCCAGAUCCUGCCGGCGCCCAUCGUCAACAUCAGCGCCCACGCCCGCUUCGCCGACCCGGCCGGACGCCCGCCGCUGCUGCCCGGCUGGUGCGGCCGCAUCUCGGGCAUCGUCAAGAGCAUGUCGUUGCUCAUGAGCGACCUGGCCGAGCAGCCUCACUGCAAGAUGCCCGACAGCCAGCUGGCCAGCGUCUUCUCUCAGGCGCCCGAACGGCGGCCCUCCACUAGGGGCCGCCGCCAGAGGAUCGAAGACGAGAUCCAGCGCUUCGGCGUGUCGGUGCGGACGCUCAAGUCCAAUUUCGAGACGCAAAACGAGCCAGAGGACGCGGAAGAAUCCUUGUCUGCCUUGACUCCAGCUCCGGAAUCCGAGGGGAAGGCGCCUUGUGUGGUGGAGAGCACCAGCCUCAGGAAGGAGCGCAUCGUGGUGCUCUUCCUGGGACACUGGAAGAAGUCGGCCUACGCGGUGACACUCAAGAGCAAAGACGCCGCGGCGAGGAAGAAGAGUGGGGACGGUGGCGGUGGCGGUGGCGGUGGCGCGGAGAACGGCCGGGACAAGAUGAUCAACGGCUCCUUGGGACACUUCUUCAAGCAGAGGAGCGCCGUCAACAAGAUGCUGGGCAACUGGAGGAGGAUGAUCUCCAGCGUGCCUUCGCGACAGUUACGAAGGCUCCACAGGCAGCAAGCCCUCUACUCCCCGGAACAGUUCCUCCCCCGCGUGGACGGAGUGCCGCUGGAAUACGACCAGCUGACUCUGGACCUCUUCAUGCUGGGCUACUUCCACAUCCUGGAGCUGGACCUACCGGUGGACGAGCGCAAGAUGAGGCACCUCCUGUGCUUCGAAGUCUUCGACCACGUGGGCAGCUUCCCCUGGGAGCUGGUGCGCGACUUCCACAAGGCCGUCAUCCGGGACAUCGAGGCCGGCGACCGCGAGUGGAAGGACGGCUUCGAGGACCUCAAGCUCAAGUUUUUCAGUGAGGUGGCUGCUGUGUCCGAGGAGGGCAAGCCGGAGGUGCGCCAGCUUCCGGAGAGUCGACCUCUCCCGAAGGUCAUCGUGCAGACACCCACGCCGGACGAGGGCUCGGACUACGCCGGGACCGAUAUCUCCUGUUUCAGCAACGAGGAGAUAUGCCAAUACAUCGAUCGCAGUUUUGCCUUUUGGAAGGAGAAGGAGGCGGAAAUUUUUGAUUUUGAGUAGUUGCUCCAGU
Phyllopteryx taeniolatus (common seadragon) is the source of this 3507-nucleotide messenger RNA. Its product is annotated as espin-like protein. Lineage: Eukaryota; Metazoa; Chordata; Actinopteri; Syngnathiformes; Syngnathidae. Gene Ontology annotation, biological process: actin filament bundle assembly. The transcript is spliced from 11 exons. Gene Ontology annotation, molecular function: actin filament binding. Bases 666 to 3497 code for a protein of 943 amino acids. The record is from RefSeq and is a predicted model, not a curated record. Gene Ontology annotation, cellular component: cytoplasm.